CUUUGUAACUACGGAUGUUUCUCAGACUUCCUAGUUUUGUACCUCUGUAUGAUGAUUUUUCAUAGUAGGCUGCAGUGUUUUAAUCAAGAGGUAUGCAAUGGCAAGUGUCUUUUUUUUCUCUAUACCCAGAAGGCUGCAAAUAUAGCAGGUUAA
This is a messenger RNA of Bipolaris zeicola 26-R-13, 153 nucleotides long. RefSeq lists its product as uncharacterized. Lineage: Eukaryota; Fungi; Ascomycota; Dothideomycetes; Pleosporales; Pleosporaceae. The transcript has a single exon. The annotation marks the transcript as partial. The record is from RefSeq and is a predicted model, not a curated record.